CGCAGAGGUAAGAGUAAGAGAAAGGUACUGAGUAGAGGAAUGAAAGGGAGGGGGAAAGAGGAAAAGGAAGAGGAGCGGAGACAGUGACGGGUGGUAGGAGUGAGGGGACUGAACGGGAGGGCAGACUGGAGAGCUUGGAGGUGGCACAAACAUAAGGAUCUAACAUCGCUUUCGUCAGUCCGCGUGCAGUGUGACGGUUGGGAGUCAAAUCACAGCCGUCACCGAGACACAAACAAACAUUCCACACAGGAGGAGGCUGGAUAGUGUGUGCGGGAGGACGAAGACUCCACAAGGAACACAUACCAUCAAGGCCAAGACGGUCGUUCGAAGUGUAUCCUAGGCACGAAGAAUCCACACUCUCCAACAACUCCCACAACGAAGAGCCACAGAAGAGACGCGGCAAGGACUCCACGUUUUCUUGCCUCCACCACAAGAGUCCAAAAACGGGGCCUACAAAUCAGGGCUCCUCGCUCGUUCUCCGACAUGAGUUCUCCCUCCAAAGAUGCCUCCCGCAGCGUCUACCACGAAGCCUUCCCCGAUGACUCUCUUGUGCCCUCCCCUUCCUCCUCCUCCUCCACCUCCUCCAGCAGCUCCUCUUCUAAUUCAAACUCUAACAAGGGAAAGGUCACGAGAGGGCCCCCGAAGUGGAACCCUUUUGAGCGAUAUCCCGAGUUUCUGGAGCGGGAUAAGUGGCUCAAGGAGGAGAACCAACUGCUCUCUGAAGAAGAAGAGGAUGAGUUCCAGCGAUUCGUCCACGGCUACGAGAAGUACAAAGCAAAGGACAAAGCGGGCGAGCCUUUCUGGGAAGAGCAGAGGAGGAGUCUCCCUUCCUUCAGCCUCGACGCGGCACGGGACGAGAGGUACUUCAUCGGAUAUGACGAGGAAGGUAAUGAAGUGAGAUACAAUGACGAAAAGCACUUGUUGAAAAGGGUGCGACAGAGCGAAAUCCUGAAAUUCCAAGCAGAUUGUAGGAAGGUAAUGAAACAAAGGGAAGAAUGCAGAAAGCGCAGAGAGGAAGAGAAGAUACGCAAACGAGAUGUGAAAGAAAACCAAGGGAAGGAUAUGAGAGCCACGAGGAAGUACGAUAUAUCAUUUGUCGGUAAGAAGCAAGGUCUGUGGCGGAAGAGCGGAUUCAAAGAGAUGAACGAGGAGAUAAAAAAGGAGGUAACUAGGGACGGAGAAUCACAGUAUGUCGCGGUUAACAAGGCACAGGAAGGCAGGAAGAAGGCAGGAAGAAGGCAGGAAAAGGACACAAGCAGCGAGGAGGAAUCUAAUGCAACAGAAAAUCCCAAAACACAAAGUCAAAAAAUGGCAGAAAAAAACAACAAACGUCGGAUAUGUAUGGACGAGGUAGACAAUGACCUCCAGACCGCUGCAAAGAAAAUGAACGCUGUGUCUUAUGAUUUUGAGAAGAAUGCUGAUAGUGAUUUCGGUGAAGAUAAUAUCCUCUUACAAAUCCUGACACGUGAUAAGCCAGGGCACAGCGGGGAGAGGCGCAACAUGGGAGACACCCGCGAUGAUGAUGAAGCACAGCAGUUCCGAGGAGGAGAAGAGUUCGCCUUUGAUGGGAAAUUCUCGAGCGAUGACGAAGAGGAGGAACCAGAGUUUGAGAAGAGGCGAAGCAAAAAUAAACGCAGAAACAGAAACAGCAAUAAAGACGACGAGGCGGACGGGUUUGAAUACAAGGUCACCGAGGAAGAUUACAUAAUACCGGGAUUCGAACAGGAGGCAGAGUUCAGCGGAGACGACAUCGGCAACGGCAGCGACAUCGACCACCUCGCGGAGAUCCUUGAGCGCACGGAAAACGCCUCACCAACACCGCUGCACGACACGAUGAAAACGAAAGAAACCUACGAAACCGAUGACGUCGAGACCGAAGAGAUGCACGCUUACGAAACAAAGGCAGGAGAUAAAAAGAAAAUUAACCCACAGAAAUCCGAAGAGACCGAGGAGGAAGAUAGCAUGGGAGAAGACGAAGAGAACGAGGAGGAAGAUAGCAAGAUGGAAGGCGGAGUGGAGACAAAAACGGCAAUACUCUUCCGCCAUUCCUCCAGAUUCCAGAAGGAGCUAGAGGAGAAGCAGAUGAAGGAGGUGAGACAGAAGGUCCUCAACGAUCUCGCCGACAUGGACGUGGCGAUCGAACUCCUGAUGAUGGACUUGGAAGGCCGCGACGCUAGUGACAACGAGGAGGCGGAAAGUGAGACGGAGAGAAACGUUGAAGAAGAACAGAACCUGGACCGGUAGUCGCAAACGUUUCGACCACCUGGGAUAUCUGUUUCAAGAGGCUCUCGUAGAAGUUACAUGUUGGGAUUUCCUCUGGCGGUAGUUUUCUAAGAUUUCUACGCCAUGAACGGAUAAAACACGCUUGGGAACCCGAUGUAUUAUUUAUGUGGCCUUAGAAAAUUAUCAUAUACCAAGAGCCUGAAGCGUUUGAGUAGAGUCCAGGCGAGAGACGAAUACGGGUGAAAUAAGCUGAAGGAAGUUUUUUUUAUAGUUUAUAAGGAAAAACGUUGUUAAAGGACAGAGAAUAAGAUGAAUUUAGUUCCUUAAUAUGCUCUUGAUUUUGAAAGCUCUCCUGUUAACGAAAUAAAUGUCUGGUGCUGUUGUCGCUCUUUAAAACAUGCAUGAAUCAUUAUUUUAAAGAAUUGUUUAUUCAAGGUGUGGGAGUCAGUACUUGCUUUGUACCCAGACUGACAAAUACUCGUGAAUGUGAGGAAAGAACUUCAUGAUACUUUAUGUGUUUGUAUUUCAAUCAAUAAAAAAUA
Molecule: messenger RNA, 2765 nt
Organism: Eriocheir sinensis (Chinese mitten crab)
Lineage: Eukaryota; Metazoa; Arthropoda; Malacostraca; Decapoda; Varunidae
Product: ABC transporter F family member 4-like
Exons: 2
Coding region: 484-2244 (586 amino acids)
Source: RefSeq, a predicted model, not a curated record